ACAUUCAAAGAGUUCUCUUAACUUAAAUCAGUUUUCAUUAGGUACUUCUUUUGCAAAGGUACCUCAGAAACGUAGUAUUUUAAGUAAUAUUUUAGCAUACCAACUGCUCAAAAUAGCACAGAAAAUAGUAUUUUAAAAUAUAUGUAUUUAACAAGAAGUUGUAUAAUAGGAAGAAGAGCAAUUAUUGAAUAAAACACAGAAACAAGGUAUGUCAGAAAGCAGCUUUGUUGACUCUGAAAUGUACUUUCAUAAGCAAGUAGAGUUUUAAUGGCUAUUGGGAGAUUAUGAAUAAUUGUUAACAAUAAUUUACUAUGGGGUCUGUUUGCUACUGUUAUUUAAAAACGUGUUUUAGCUUAUUCUGUUGUUAUAUCUUUUUAACUUUGUAUGCUGCCUUGCAUAUACUCAGACAAAAAAAAUACAAUAUUUAUAGUGUUACAGUUCUCACAGCAAUUCUGUCAGGUAAUAUAUACUGGAGAUGUUUUUACUUAGGUUCCCAGGUUGUAAACCUUUGCACACUAACUAGAAGUUUGCAAAUAAUGAGGCUGAGUUCAGGGAAAACAUGCUUUGGGCUGCCAAGAGUAGCUGGGAAUCUGAAUUAAAGUACCAACAGCCAAAACAAAAAUUAUAAUCUGUUCCCUCAUACUGACUCCAAUUGUAAAGAGUGAAUAAAUGCUCUACCAAUCACUAAAGAGUUGAUCCAAUUAUAUCUUUCAUAGAAAUAUUAUCAAAUUAUCAGUAGACUCAAUUAUAGAAUAAAUUAUACAGGCUUGGGUCACAAGAUUAAUUACUCAAAUGAUAAUGAAAAUAGUGCAAAAUAAUUAUUGAAAGAAGUACUACUAUUAUUUAGUGGGGGAAAACAUUUUCUACCAUCCCAACAGAUUUACUAAAAAUAAAGGAGGUAACAAGUGUGAAACAGAAUGCCAAAUAAAGCCCAGGAGGUAAGCUGACCUUUUGACUUUUCUUCAGACUGCUUAUUCUGAAUCAUACACAAGCACUUCUAGCUUCAGAAAGUGAGUUCAAUACUUUGCAUGCACAGUUCCUGAUCACACGGUUGUUCACUUGUACAUCUUUCCCAGCAAUCAUAGGAGGCUUGUCUUUAAAAAUCAGAUCUCGAAGUGUGAGGUGGGACUUCGUAACCUGGUUUGUCAUGCAACCCUGCCUUAUAUUUUGUGACUGAGUCAACGAAAGUCUUAACACGGACAGAAUGUUGAAUGAUAACAGAUGAGAAAAAGAUAAUGCUAUUAUCUGUGUUUCUGGUGCCUUUUUGCCUCCCACAAGCAACUUGCUUCAAGUACGACCAAAAGGGAAGCGGCAGCCCUGCUUUCCUUAUGCUGUCAGGAAGGCAACCUACCAGUAACUUUCUAUUAGGCAUACAAAGAUUCCCUUGAUUGGCAUUUCCCACCAGCUUCAAACCUAAACACUGAUGGUACAGUGAGAGGUCAAACAAAUAUUCAAAGAAUGGUCAAAUGAUUGCCCAGCUAUGAGCAGAUAUACCCACCUGUACCCACUGAAACAAGAGGCCCCACGAGUGUAUUUGUCUAGGAACCAAAAGAAUUAAACUGCUCAUUUGAUGGUAAGUUUUGGUAAUACAUAAGUAAUAAUUUAAGAUGCCACGGGACAUCUUAAAUGUGUGUUGCUCAACAGUCCUCUUUUUUGUUAAAGGCAUGCCUAUUUUUUCUGUGAACAUACCACUUGACCUGCAUCAUGAGUAAGGACACAAAUUUGCAUGCUUUCUUCACGUUUUGAAACACAGUUGCCUAAUUGCAACCCUUUUCAAGACCUUGGUGGUUAAUGUGAUAUGGCUGCUGGCAGCAAGACUUUUUCUGCAUUAAAGAAAUGGAAACUAAGGCAGCCGUUCCCAAUUACCAUUUGGUGUUGAGUGAAAUGUGGCUAUGGUGUUGUGCCAUCAAAAACUAAUCUAUUUGCAUACCUAGUUUCCUUGUACCUACGCAGAACAAUAUCCUGGGGGGAAAGCCCAUGUAAAAGAGAAAGUAAUUACAGCAUACACCAGGCAUAGGCAAACUUGGCCCUCCAGAUGUUUUGAGACUACAAUUCCCAUCAUCCCUGACCACUGGUCCUGUUAGCUAGGCAUGAUGAGAGUUGUAGUCCCAAAACAUCUGGAGGGCCGAGUUUGCCUAUGCCUGGUAUACAAUAUAGGCGAGAAAGAAGGAAAGUAGCAAUAUAAGUAGAAUCUGGUGUAAUCGCUCUAAGAUGGUGAUGAUUAAUAAUAUAGUCAUUUGUUUCUGUAGCAAAAUCUAUGUAGAUUACACUGUACAAAACUGGUUUAACAGGUCCCUCAAUAUGUCCAGAAAAGAACGCCCUCUGAAUUAAUAACACAAAUAUAAAUUCAAUAGGAUGCUGUCAUUAACCUCAAAUCAGUGCAAGAACUGGGCAAGCAACUGGGUUUUGAAUGGACCAUGGUAGCCUCUGAGCUGGGAUUCAGUCGUGUGGAGAUAAACCACUUUCGUGCAGCUACCACAAAAAAAACAGCUCAAGCCCAGAAAAUGCUGGAGCAUUGGUAAGUAGGUCAGAGCAGAGGGUAAAUAUCCUUUAUUUUAGUCUUGAGCAUGAUUUUUGCAUUUCCUUCACAGAAACAAUGGCUCCUCAGAGAUAAGGGCUAAAAAGAUAGAAUUCACAACAGCAACAUGUAUGCUGCCAUCUGACUGCGUUGCCCCAGCCACUCUGGGUGGCUUUCAACAAAUUAAAUAAAUGCUGGUCACCGAUGUAGCCUCUCUGCCACCUGGGUAGAGGAAGAGGCAAGCAUCGAUUGUAAUUAAUGUGAUACACACAAAAUAUUCCACAGUCAAUUAUUCUCUUUUGCAAGUACUCUCUCUUUAAAAAUGAUCAAACCCUGCUGCUUAGAACAAGCACUGGUCUAAGAUCAGCCCAAGGCAAUGAGAUGAUGUUGAUUCCACCUUGAGUUACUCAUCCAGUUUUGCCUCAAGGACUCGGUCAAGUCUUUUUAAUUAGCUGAGGCCAAUGCCCGGUUGGUGUCUUGCCACGCCACCGCAAGGGCUGGUCCUUCAGUAAUUGAAGUGCCAUGACUUGAACCUGGAAAUGAACUGGCAACUAAUGAAAGUCCCAACGCCUGUCCCAGUCAAGAUCUUAGCAGCUGCAUUUUGUACCAACCAAAGUAGUUUUCAAGGACAGACCCACAAGGAGAGCAUUACAGUAGUCCUAUCAAGAUGCAGCUAAUGCACGUAUGCCUCUGGCCAGAGCUGACUAUACAAGAAAUGCGCUUGUGCACCAGUCUAUCUGCCAUUAGCCUUAGGAAAUGAUAUGUCAAAGUACAGAUGAAAUGCCAGAGCAAUUGUUACUUGGGUUCAGCACUUUUGAAGACUAUCCAAAUGGCUUUGGAGCCUUUGGUAACCACUAUGCACCCUCCUCUCCCCCCUUCACACGCAGGUAUGAACAAUCAUGGCACAAACUUAACAAGACCAAACUGCUUCAGGAUGCUCUAGAAAGGUCAGGAAGGAAAGACCUGGCAGACAAGCUUCGGUGUCUUCACUGGGGACACCAGAAACUGAGCAGGCGGGUGGAGUUACCGUCUGCUUUUCCCUUUCUCGUUACUGUGUACAAGACUAUUAACAACAAAGAAGGGUUUAUGAAAAUUAACGAGCUUAGUCGCAAAUACACCUAGGAGUGUUCAGAUCCACGACGGCAGAGCUAGGCUGAACCGUGACUCCUGCUGAAGUCAACAGCACAACAUCUCUAGGCUUUCACAAAAUAAAGAAUUUAGUACAGAUUAGGUUUUAAGCAGC
Podarcis lilfordi (Lilford's wall lizard) is the source of this 3761-nucleotide messenger RNA. The record is from the annotation of a GenBank genome assembly. NCBI's taxonomy places the organism in Eukaryota, Metazoa, Chordata, Lepidosauria, Squamata, Lacertidae.